AUGCUGAAGCGCAUCGCUCUCGGCCUGCUGGCCGCUCGAAGCGCCGUUGCGUUACGCUUCGGCAUGUACAUCGAUGAAUAUCACACUGUCGAUCUUCCCGGGAGCGAUCAGACAGCCGGCAUCGACUAUGCAAUCAUGGCAUUUGCUCCCACAAAAAUCUUCAACUCCGAUUCUACUCCCGCGUUCACACCAUUUGAGCCCGUGGAUACCAUGCGUAAGCGAUUCGGACCCGACACGAAGCUCAUGAUUGCAAUUGGUGGCUGGGGCGAUACAGCGGGCUUCUCCGAAGGGGCCAAAGACGAAACAUCACGGAAACGCUUUGCGAAAAAUGUCGCCGCAAUGCUGGAUGCGAACAAAUUUGACGGUGUUGACAUUGACUGGGAGUAUCCCGGCGGCAACGGCCAGGACUACAAGCAAGUUCCCAACUCGGCCAAGGUCGACGAAAUCGAGACUUAUCCCUUGUUCCUUGCGGCUAUUCGUGAAGCCAUUGGUGACAAGGUCCUGUCUAUUGCGGUUCCCGGCCGCCGCCAGGACUUCAUCGCCUUCACCAAAGAGCAGGGUCCAGCCAUCUUCAAGUCGGUCGAUAUGGUCAAUGUUAUGACAUACGAUCUCAUGAAUCGUCGCGACAAUGUCACCGCGCACCACACCGAUGUGCAAGGAUCCCUCGACACCAUCCAGGCAUACCUUGAUAUUGGUGCUGAGCCUGAGAAAUUGAACCUUGGCUUUGCUUACUACGCCAAAUGGUUCACCACCGACCCCAAGUCCGACUGCAAAGAGCACCCCAUUGGCUGCAGCGUCAUCCAGCUGGAGAACGACGAUGGUUCUGACAAUGGAAAGAGCGGUGCCUUUACCUUCGAGAAGGGCAAUAUGGCUGCUCCUCCCGCUAAUCUCAAGGCGUCCUCCAACGGCAAGUGUGGAUAUGCUGAGGCUUCCAAAUGUCCCGAGGGAUCUUGCUGCAGUGCGUAUGGCAAUUGUGGCACCGGGGACGACUUUUGCAUGGCUGGAUGCCAGUCUGACUACGGCACUUGCAAGGGCAUCUCUAUCACCGAUUCCUGGCGUCGCGCCACUAAGGACGGCAUGACUGACGACAAGGCUGGUGGUCAGUACUACUGGGAUGAGUCGACCAAUCUGUUCUGGUCCUGGGAUACUCCGGAGCUGAUUGCUCGCAAGUUUGCGGACAUCGUCAAGGCUAAGAACAUUGGUGGAGUGAUGGCGUGGUCGCUGGGCGAGGACACUGACUCUUUUGCGCAUCUCAAAGCCAUGCAGGAUGGUGUGAGCAAUGCAUGA
Penicillium oxalicum is the source of this 1287-nucleotide messenger RNA. RefSeq lists its product as uncharacterized. Gene Ontology annotation, biological process: carbohydrate metabolic process; chitin catabolic process. Gene Ontology annotation, molecular function: chitin binding; chitinase activity. NCBI's taxonomy places the organism in Eukaryota, Fungi, Ascomycota, Eurotiomycetes, Eurotiales, Aspergillaceae. The coding region runs from base 1 to 1287 and encodes 428 amino acids. Gene Ontology annotation, cellular component: extracellular region. The record is from RefSeq and is a predicted model, not a curated record. The transcript has 4 exons.